Molecule: messenger RNA, 3671 nt
Organism: Melozone crissalis (California towhee)
Lineage: Eukaryota; Metazoa; Chordata; Aves; Passeriformes; Passerellidae
Product: protein Wiz-like
Biological process (GO): regulation of transcription by RNA polymerase II
Cellular component (GO): nucleus
Molecular function (GO): DNA-binding transcription factor activity, RNA polymerase II-specific; RNA polymerase II cis-regulatory region sequence-specific DNA binding
Source: RefSeq, a predicted model, not a curated record
AUGAGCCCGACCCCGCCCUCUCCGGAGCCGUCCCGGCCGCCGCUCACCGGACACAGCUCGGCCCCGUUCCCGAGGACCAGCCGCCGUUCCCGCGGGCUCUGUUCCGCCCGCUGCCCCUGGCCGUGUCCUGGGGGACGCGCCCGGCCCACGGCACCGACCAAACGCCGGCCACCGGCCCGAGACUCCGGACUGGACCGAGCCUCCGGACGGUCACCGGCCGGAGCCGCCGGACUGGGCCGAACCACCGGGACGGUCACUGGGCCGAGCCGCCGGACGACGGCCACUGGGCCGAGCCACCGGACGGCCACCAGGUCGGGCAACCGGACAGCGGCCACCGGGCCGGGCCACCGGACUGGGACGAGCCCCCGGACGGCCACCGGACCAAGCCGGCACCGUCCCCGGAUGAGAAGCACCCCCAGAAGGAACCAAAGCACCCGGAAGGGCUCGGCGGCGUGCAGCAGCCGGAGUGGAUCUCCAGGAGCCCCAGCCCGUCCUUCCAGGACCCCGCGGCCGGCACCGGCCGCGCCCGGCUCGGCCCUCGGGCCGCGAAUCGGCGCCGGCGUCGCGCAGAGCCAAAGCCAAACCCUCGGAGAGCGGCCGCGGGAGAUCGGAGCCGGAGCCCGCGGCCGAGGUGGACGCCGCCCGAGCCGGACGUGGUGGUGGCCAAGCAGUCGUGGACGGUGAACGCCGAGGACUCGGUGGAGCGGCUGCCGCCGCCGGAGGCGCGGCCGUACGUGUGCGGGGUGCUGCUGGAGGAGCCCCCCAAGGACGAGGAGCCCGAGCGGGAGGGGAGCGCGCCGAGCGUGUUCACCUGCAUCGAGUGCAGCAUCUACUUCCGCCGCAAGGAGCACCUGCUGGAGCACACGCUGCAGCACAGCCGCAGCGGCGCCGACGCCGCGCCCAGCCCCCGCUUGUGCUGCGGCGAGUGCGGCUGGGCCUUCGCCGAGGCCGCGGCGCUGGAGCGGCACCGCCGGCGCCACCAGGAGUCCCGCGAGAAGAUCAUCGAGGAGAUCCGGAAGCUGAACGAGUUCCCGGACGAGGGGCGCGAGGCGCGGCUGCAGUGCCCCAAGUGCGUCUUCGGCACCAACUCGUCCAAGACCUUCGUGCAGCACGCCAAGAUGCACGUCAAGGAGAGGAAGGAGAGCGCCUCGAGGAGCUCCGGCGUCUUCGGGGACGGGCUCUGCAAACCCUUCCCGAGCGAGGAGCUGCCCUCGGCGGCGGCGGCGCCGACCGGCAAAGCGCCGAGCGCCUGCGUGCUGUGCGGCUUCCCGGCGCCCACCGAGCACGUCCUCAAGGAGCACCUGAGGUACGCCCACUCGCACUCGUCCUGGCGGCACGAGAGCUUCGAGGAGGACCCCGAGCGGCCCGGCACCUCCCGCGGUUCCUACAGCCCCGCCCGGCCCGGCCGCUUCGCCGACGCCGAGGGCUUCGGCAGAACCGAGAGGGGAUUCCUCCUGCCGGGAGCUUCUUCCGUCUACGAGCCCGCCCCGGCCGCCUUCGGUCAGCCCGGGUCGGACAAGAGCGACCAAGGGGCCGCCAAGAAGGAGCCGCACGGGUUCCACCACGCCAGGAAGGCGGCGCCGUUCUCCCACCAAAGCUCGGCCUCGGCCGGGUUCUCGCCGUCCAGAAGCUUCUCGCACUCGGCGCUGCAGCCCCUGCGGAAGAGAGCGGCCGCCCAACACCCGCAGGGCGACGGGGACGGCGCCCGCGGCCACCAGGAGCUGCGGCACGGGUGGGCCGUGGAGGACAUGGAGCUGGGGGACAGCCAGGCCACCGCCGCCACCGUCACCGUCCCUCAGGCCGCGCUGGAGCUCAAGAGAACCUUCAGGGCCACCCUGAGGGCCACGGACCCCGCGGUGGCCUCGGAGGAGCAGCGGCGGCAGCUGAGGACGACGGUGCCCGUGGUGCUCCUGGAGGAGAUGAGCGCCCACCCCAGGGCGGCCAAGAGGCCGCGGGGGAAGCCCCUCAAGAAGAAGCUUCUCCCACCACCACCACCACCACCACCAGCAGCAGCACCACGAGGAGAGUUCCUGCUGGAGGAACCUCCUCUCUCCUUGGACGUUCUGCUGCUGGACGCCCCUCUGGAGGGUCCCCUGGAGCUGGAGGAGCUGCUGGGCUCGGAGGCCACCAUGCUGAAGAACGAGGAGAGGAAAUGUCCCUACUGCCCCGACCGCUUCCACAACGGCAUCGGCCUGGCCAACCACGUGCGCGGCCACCUCAACCGCGUCGGCGUCAGCUACAACGUGCGGCACUUCAUCUCCGCCGAGGAGGUCAAGGCCAUCGAGCAGAAGUUCUCCUUCCAGAAGAAGAAGAAGAAAGGUAUGGCCAACUUCGACCCGGGCACGUUCAGCCUGAUGCGCUGCGAGUUCUGCGGCGCCGGCUUCGACACGAGGGCGGGGCUGUCGAGCCACGCCCGCGCCCACCUGCGCGACUUCGGCAUCACCAACUGGGAGCUGACGGUGUCGCCCAUCCACAUCCUCAAGGAGCUGCUGGCCACGGCCCCCGAGCACCCGGCGCUGCUGCGCGCCGCGGGGCCCUCGCCGGGACGGGACCUCCUGCACCGGGACCCGCACCAGGACCUCCAGCGGGACCUGCACCAUCACGGCGAUCUCCACCGGGAUCUCCAGCGAGAUCUCCACCGGGAUCUCCACCACGGUGUCCACCACGAUCUCCAGCGAGAUCUCCACCGUGAUCUCCACCACGGUGUCCACCAGGAUCUCCAGCGAGAUCUCCACCAAGAUCUUCACCAUGAUCUCCACCAGGAUCUCCACCAUGAUUUCCAUCAGGAUCUCCAUCGGGAUUUCCACCAGGAUCUCCACCGGGAUCUCCACCGGGACCUGCCGGAACCGGCGCCGUUCCCGCUGCCCUGGGGGGACGAGGCCCUGCAGCCCUACAGGGAUGGUGAGAGACCCCAAAAAUGGGAUGCUCCCCGCUCGGCGCUCGGCUGCUCUCCCCUGGCCUCUCUCGGGCCGCUCGCUCGCUCUCUCUCUCGGCGCUCUCGGCGCUCGGCCGCGCGGCCUGGCGGGCGCCCCGCGUGCGCCGUGCCCAAGAUGGCGGCCUCCACCUCGGCCUCGGCCGCCGCCUCCCCGCCGCCCAAAGUCACCAAAGCGGCGGCGGCUCCGCGGCCCCGCGACCGCGACCGCGGCGGGGACGGCGACCCCGAGCCCCCGGCCGCGCCCGAGCCGGGUGAGCGCCCCUUUCCCCCGCCCCGCCGAGACCGGGCCCGCCCGCGCCCCCCCCCCCCUCACCCGCCCCCACCCGCCCCCCGAUCCCCUCACGGCUCCCCCGGGGUCCCCUCACGGAUCCGCCCCGCGCCGGGCGCGGUUCGGCCGGGCCGGGGCUCCGCGGGAGGGCGGCGGGAGAGCCCCGCGGGGCUCCGGGAGGCCGCGGCCGAGCAGCCGCCGCCCUCCUUUGUCCCGGCCCCGGCCCCGCUUUGUCCCCGCGGGACCCCCGGGAUGCGCUCACGGAACGGGCCCGGCGCCGCCGGGGGCUCCGAACCGAGCCGGCCCCAACCGGCGCCGCCCGGGGCUGGUGGGGCCUCCGUGCCGGGGAGGGCCCGGUUCGGUUCGGACAGCCCGGUUCGGUUCGGGUCGGAUCGGGGCUCCCGGCCCGGGGGAGGCGGGGAGGGACCCGGUGCGGCCAGGCCGAGCCCCGGGGUGUCCCCCAGCCCG